AUGGAAUACAACUACGAGCAUAUCCCAGAGACAAAAGAAGACUUGGACUGGGCCGAAUUGAUAACUCUAGAUCUCAACCUCUUCGAUAGCCCUGAGGGUAAGAAGGAGCUUGUUGAACAGCUCCGCUACGCUGCACAGCAUGUCGGCUUCUUCUACGUAACCAACUUCGGCAUCUCGGAAGAAGACGUCGACCGGCAAUUCGCACUAGCAAAACGAUUCUAUCAACUGCCCCUAGAAGAAAAGCUCAAAUAUCACAACUCCCAGGAGAUGAGAAGCGGUCAUUUUAACGGAUAUAGGCCUGCUGAAUUGCGCAACCUGCUGCCCGACGGGUCUAUCAAAGACAACUUCCAGGUAUACAACAUUCCCAAAUUUGAUGGCUACCAUGCAAGACCCCAGCCGCAAGUUCUGCAGGAUGAAAUUGCACAAAUUGAGGAUUUUCAGCGCCAAUGCCACACGAAAGUCAUCACCAAGUUAUUCAAGCUACUGGCCAUCCUUCUAGAGCUCCCAGAUGAAGAUCAGCUCCUGAAAAUGCACGGAUACGACAACAAAGGUGAGGAUCACCUCCGGUACAUGUUCUAUAAGGCGCGCACGGCCGAAGAGAACAAAACUGUAGGUGGCUUAUACGCAGCUGGCCACACCGAUCUAGCUCUACAGAUUCGGAACAGCCUUGGAGAAUGGAAAUGGGUUAAACCGCAGGACAGAGCUUGUACAGUUAACAUUUCGGAUGCUCUCUCUUCACUCACAGGCGGGUAUCUGAAGAGCACGAUCCACCGUGUACAUGCGCCCCCAGCCGACCAAGCGCACAUUGACCGCAUCGGCGUGUUGUACUUCAACCGCCCUAACAACAACGUUAUUCUCGACCCUAUAACCACUAGUCCACUUCUUGCGCGCCUUAACAUGACUGAAAACGAGUUCACACGACUAGGCUACCACCUAACAAUGGAAGAUACUGAGGGGAAGUACGAGUAUGACCAAAAGCAUCUGGAGAUUCUUCCAGGUAUGCAUGCCAAGAUAUUCAACUAG
Bipolaris oryzae ATCC 44560 is the source of this 1023-nucleotide messenger RNA. RefSeq lists its product as uncharacterized. The transcript is spliced from 5 exons. Gene Ontology annotation, molecular function: dioxygenase activity. The record is from RefSeq and is a predicted model, not a curated record. NCBI's taxonomy places the organism in Eukaryota, Fungi, Ascomycota, Dothideomycetes, Pleosporales, Pleosporaceae. Bases 1 to 1023 code for a protein of 340 amino acids.